AUGUUUCGACCAGCCGCUCGAUCGUUAGUGCAGUCGGCACCUCGACCUUAUCUCAUAGCGCCGCGGACGGUUGCUGGAAGACGAUUUGUGAGCACAUCGCCGGUAAAUGCGCGAAGGAGUUGGAAAAGUACUUUCUUGAGAUGGGGCAUUGCGAUUGCUGGGAUAUACUAUUACAAUACAAGUCCCGUCUUCGCUGAGCAGCCGCAGCAUAAUCUCUUGAACCCCAAUGUCGAAGCCGUGGAAGAGACUUUUCCCGAAGAAUCGCCCCUAGAAGCAUUGACUUCGCGCCGUAAGCAACAAACGCAGUCGAACUCGGCUGCCCUACACGCCGCUGCAGAUACAGUCUCGUCUGAAAAUGCAUCCACGUCGGUUGCGGCGCAGGAAAACGAACCAAUCUCCACAGGAUCCGCGGGGGAGCUAGAGGAAGAAGCUGCCAACGAGGGCGCAUUCAACCCGGAGACCGGCGAGAUCAAUUGGGAUUGCCCAUGUCUAGGUGGCAUGGCCCAUGGUCCCUGCGGACCCGAGUUCCGAGAGGCAUUUUCAUGCUUCGUCUAUUCGACCGAAGAGCCCAAGGGCAUGGACUGUAUCGACAAGUUCCAAAACAUGCAACAAUGUUUCCAGAGAUAUCCUGAAGUCUACAAGGGAGAAUUGGAAGAUGAUGAAGAGCUAGACGCUGGCUUGGAGGCGGAGAAACAAGAGUUGGUCAACGAGAUCAAGGAGCGGAAAGCUCAACAGCAGCAACGGCAACAAGAAUCGCAGCAUCGGCUGCUGGAAGAGCCGACGUCAGCACCAGCACCGUCAAAGCCUGCGCAAACGGGAGAAAAGCCAGCUACUGAACCCCAGCAGGAGAAAUCUGUUACAAGUCAAGAGACGCAGACAAGAUCCGACGACAAGCAGACUCAGUCGACACAUACCCAGAGUUCAAAGCCGCCGCAGGAACCGUCCAAGGUUAAGAUCCAUGAUGACCCGACCAUGUCACCUGAGCGAGAAAACAUAACGGAAGGCCAGAAGUCGUCUCCGGUAAGCCAACCCAAGCCUUCCCCGGCGGCUGAUGACGGCACCAUUCCGGAAGACGACAUCGUCCCACGGGCGGCGCAUGAUGCGAGAGGCAAUUCGGGUGUCACGAAGCGAGACACGGAGAAAUAA
Exophiala dermatitidis NIH/UT8656 is the source of this 1146-nucleotide messenger RNA. RefSeq names its product chromosome transmission fidelity protein 18. NCBI's taxonomy places the organism in Eukaryota, Fungi, Ascomycota, Eurotiomycetes, Chaetothyriales, Herpotrichiellaceae. Gene Ontology annotation, biological process: protein import into mitochondrial intermembrane space. The transcript has 2 exons. The record is from RefSeq and is a predicted model, not a curated record. Gene Ontology annotation, molecular function: protein-disulfide reductase activity. Gene Ontology annotation, cellular component: mitochondrial intermembrane space. The coding region runs from base 1 to 1146 and encodes 381 amino acids.